CGAGAUCAGAGAAGCACUAGCAGGGGCUACAAGUGCCUCACUCCCUACCCCUCCAUCCCCAUCUCAAUUCAGGACAGUGAGCCAUCGCCUCCCCCUCCUCCAGAUCCUUACACAGCAUGGACUAAGCUGGACCUUAAAUAUAGAAUAAUUCUACGGGAUGCAUGGAGCUGCUACAUGUAACUGAGAAGACACAGAGGCUUGAUGAGUGCAACAAUGUGGACUGGGAUUAUAGUGCUUCAAAUAACAAUGAUGCAAAGAUUCUUUGUUAUGAAAAUCACUUGUUGGCCUCUGCAAGUUCACCAGAUCAAUAUGAAUCCAUACCACUGGGACCAUCAUUGGAAGCACCAGAUCUUACAUCUUUACACAAAGGAAGAAAGAAGAUAUGCUGUGUUGAAGAACUUGAGACUUCUUUUACAUACAUUGAUGAAAAUGUCAACAUCGAAGUUGUGACCCAUCCUCCUCUAAGCAAGACAAGCCAUGGACAUGUGCAUCACAACUCAGAUAGAGAAAUUCAACCGGAGGGACUACAUGAAGCUUCGAUAAUAUCCGAUGACGAUGCUGUGUCUGAAGCUUCUGGAAAGUCUGUAGACUAUGGUUUCAUCAGUGCCGUUACAUUCCUAAUUACUGGAAUUUUACUAGUAAUCAUUUCAUACCUGGUCCCCCGGGACGUUAAAUCUGAUCCGAACUCUACCACAGCUAGGGAAAUGGAGCAAUUAGAGAGAAAGAAUGCUGUCAUAGGCGCCCACUUGGAUAAAUGUGUGAUAGCAGGGCUAUGUUUUUUAACUCUUGGUGGAGUAGUUUUGUCAAUUCUACUAAUGAUAUCAAUGUGGAAAGGUGAAUUAUACAGGAGAAAAACACUUGCAGCUAAAGAAUCUGCAAAAUUAUAUGGGUCCAUCAAUUUUAACCAAAUGAAAUCUGGCGGAAAUGAAAAUGUGUUAGUGCAAGAGGAUACAGUCGAUAUUGUUAACUAAUGUAAAAAAAAAAUUCCAAUAAUGUGCUUUUAAAAUAUCCAAUGUAAUACAAACCAUUUCAUGUUGAAAUGUAAGAUUUUUUUUUUGUAAUAUAUUGUAACCAUUCCGGUCCCCACUUUAUUUGGUGUUAUCAUACCUGAGGUUAUCGUCAUCUGCAUAUAUAGGGAAAUUAUUUAUGCCAUUGAUCAAGUGGCUAUUGCAUUACGAAAAAUGUUUUUUUUUCACAUAGUGGCACUUUAGAAAACAAAAGGUUCACUUGCUUUGCUUCAUCUGUAUCAUACAUAUGAGACCAGCGUUUUCCAACAUUUUAAAUAUUUAGAGCAGCGUAUCAUUAAAAAAACAAAACUAUAUGUUAUUGUCAGUUUGCUUUAUUUUUUUCUUCUUUUGAGAACCUUAUAUAAAAAUGUGUAUCCUUAAAUUAAAAAAAA
Spea bombifrons (plains spadefoot toad) is the source of this 1399-nucleotide messenger RNA. It is a transcript of the gene TMEM74, whose product is annotated as transmembrane protein 74. The record is from RefSeq and is a predicted model, not a curated record. The coding region runs from base 162 to 971 and encodes 269 amino acids. Lineage: Eukaryota; Metazoa; Chordata; Amphibia; Anura; Pelobatidae. The transcript has 2 exons.